This is a messenger RNA of Priapulus caudatus, 596 nucleotides long. Its product is annotated as lysine-specific demethylase 5A-like. Bases 42 to 596 code for a protein of 184 amino acids. The record is from RefSeq and is a predicted model, not a curated record. NCBI's taxonomy places the organism in Eukaryota, Metazoa, Priapulida, Priapulimorpha, Priapulimorphida, Priapulidae. The transcript is spliced from 4 exons.
AAUGUACCACUCACAGCCUAGUAGAGGUGCUGUCUCCGCGGAUGGACAUCGGGAUCUAUGCUAGCAGCAAGCGCGCCAAGAAGAGGUUCAAGGAGGAGAAGGAGAGGGACAAGGAUUCGCACCCGGCCGGAGGGGAGAGCAAGGGGGACGAUUCCCGGGAUCCGGCGGCCGUGGUGGCGGCGUUCAAGGCGGCCGAGGCGGCGGAGAUUGACGCGAUGGCAGAGCUGAGGAUCAGGAAUCGGCUGAAGCAGUACGAGGACAAGGGCGAGGCGAAGUACUGCGUGUGCCGCAAGGGUCGCGGCGGCUUCAUGCUGCACUGUGAGCUCUGCCAGGACUGGUUCCACAGUGCGUGCGUGCCGCUGCCCAAGGUCGGCAUGCAGAAGAGCCGGCUGACGACGACUGCCGCGCUGCAGGUGGUCAAGGACCUCAAGUUCCUGUGUCCGCUGUGUCUGCGCUCGCGCCGGCCUCGCCUGGAGACGAUCCUCUCGCUGCUCGUGUCCCUGCAGAAGCUUCCCGUGAGGCUGCCGGAGGGAGAAGCUCUGCAGUGCCUCACGGAGCGCGCGAUGGGCUGGCAGGUAGGUGGUGGCAGGGUGUGA